AUGACCGUAAAUCUGGUGGUGACGCCCCGUGCUUUCAAAGCUAUUCAAACAGUAGAUGUUGCAGAAUUAGCCGAAUUGAGCGAACAGGAGAUUCGACCUCUGCUACCAUGUCUUGUUCGAAUGUCUCUUUGUGGUCCUUUGGACCAAAGGAACGAGUGGAGUAUAAAUAAAAAGACCAUUUUAAAAAUUCUUUUAGGAAUAGAACUUGUUAACUCGCUUGUGGCAUUGUUAUCAAUAGAUUUUCACGCAUUAGAAAUUGACGUUAAAGAAAACCCUAGUGAGUACGUCUUCCGAUCAUCAGAGUUGUUUGACAACACUGUCUAUUUAGAAGAAGUGGCAGAUGUGUUGUGUAUAGCUCAGGCAGAGUUACCAGGUUUACUACAUAUUCCAGAUGUAGCUGAAGCUCUUCUUCAUGUAAAGAAUGGUGCAGGUCUUAUAUGCAGACUGGUGGCAAAUGCACCAGACAGCUUUCAAGAAGUGUGUGAGACUUUGAUUAAGAAUGGAGAGAAACAAGAUGAAGAAACACCUGGAGGAAGAAUCCGGAUGCAAGCCCUCCGAAUGCUGUGUCAGAUGAAUGUGGUUCAAACUCUGAGUGUUAGAGCUACAGCAGUAGAACAGUGUCGAAUGCCUGGCCUGGCAGUGCUGCUGACAUUGGAUCACAGUCGGCUAGAGCAGGGACAUCGAGAAGCUACUGAUUUUGAUUCAGUAGUUGGAGACUUAGUAGCUUUUGUCAGUGGUCUUUUACUUGGAAAUGAUGACAAAGUGAGAGCAUGGUUUGCUCAGUAUGUGCGAAACUGUCAAAAGAAAUGUGAAUCUGAUGGAGGAACUAUACAGCCUCUUCGAGAAGAACUUCUUCAACGCCUUCAGAACCUAGUUUUGUUCAGUAUUGAUCAACGUAACCUCCCUGAUUCUAAAGUUGUACAAGCCAGCUCACUUCUCAGGCUGUAUUGUGCAUUACGAGGCAUUGCAGGCUUAAAGUUUUAUGAAGAUGAAACUAACCUUCUCCUCCAGCUACUAACUUCACACCCCCCACCCAGUCCUGCUGGCAUUAGGUUUGUAUCUCUUGGAGUCUGCAUGCUACUUGCUUGUCCUACACUUAUCUCUGAUGGAGACCAUGAAAGGAGAGCCAGUGAAUGGAUAUGUUGGUUGCUUCAAGAAGAAAGUUAUUUUGGAAGGACGAGUGGAGUGAAUGCUUCGUUUGGCGAGAUGCUGCUGCUGAUAGCAAUUCAUUUUCACAGCAACCAGACUACAGCUAUAUCUGACCUAGUCUGUUCAACACUUGGUAUGAAAGUUCCCAUCCGACAAAAUAACUUGUCUCGAAUGAAAGCUAUAUUCACCCAGGAGAUUUUCACUGAUCAGGUGGUGACAGCUCAUGCAGUAAAAGUUCCUGUCACUCCAAACCUUUGUAGCAAUACCACAGGAUUUCUUCCUGUACAUUGUAUCCAUCAGUUGUUGAAAAGUAGAGCUUUCACUAAACACAAGGUACCUAUUAAAGAUUGGAUCUAUCGGCAAAUUUGCAACACAGUUCCACCUUUACAUCCUGUUUUGCCACCACUUAUUGAAGUUUAUGUUAACUCUGUGAUUAUUCCAAGCUCUAAAUCUGCUCAAGAUACAACUAAUGAACCAAUUACAGAAGAUGAAAUAAUGGCAGUAUUUAAAAAUUCCAUCUUUGUACCACGGGCAUCAAAAAAUAACUCUUCAAGACCUUCAUCUAGAUCUGGUCGAAGUACUCCAAUAGCGAUGGAAACAAAUGAAGAAACUCCUUCAUCACUAACAUCACAGAUGUUAUUACUUUAUUACUUGUUGCUGUACAAAGACACUAGACUUGCCAAUAUGAAGGCUAUACUAUCUGCUAAUCGUAAAGUAAAGUGUUACUCUUCCAAGUUUUUUGCACAACUACCAAUUAUCUACUUGUUACAGCAAGCUCAACGUGAGCAGCAGCAGUUUGCUGGACUGUUUUCUCCCCUCUUGAGGCUCCUGGCCACUCACUUUCCUCAUCUCUGUCAAGUAGAAGAAUGGAUUGUUGAGGAGAAAAAAAAAGCAUUUCAAAAAGUUGUUGAACUUGGAAGUUUUAAACCUAAGAUUGUUUGUACCACUGACAGUUUAAGAGAAGCUUUCCAAGAAGUCUCUACUUGCUCCAUUAAGCUCCUUGCUCUUCUUGAUCACCUCUUGUCACUGCCUCUAUACCAACUCUGGCCAUUUGCUAGUUCUUUUGCCUCUCACCUUCCUCAACUACUUGAUCCCAGUGUUCCACAGCUUCUAGUAGAUAAGGCUAAUGAAGUAUGGUGGAGACUAAAUCGUGUUUUUCCACGUCGUUUAUGGGUCAUGACGGUAAAUGCCACUCGUCCGACAAGGCUCCCACUGGUAGCUUUAAAACCUCUAAUAUUGGAUGAUAUUGUACUUGACCCACUACAUGUCCUUCGGUGUGAUCAGCGAUUGUUUAGAUGUGCCUCAUUGCUGGAGAUUACUUUGUACAUGCUACGAGCUUUUUUGGCAGCAUCUCGUACGCACCUUACACAUCAUGUACUGGAACACCCUCUUCUGGAGAAGACGGGGCCUUUAGAAGGAGAGAAAGAUCGAGAAGAUCUGAAACAUGCAUUGAUGAUGGCCCAGGAAAGUGCAGCAGUACAAAUCCUAAUGGAAUGUCUACUUCCAAUGGAUGAAGAAAAUAAAUCAGAGGGACUGUUGACAAGAUUAAGAGAAGUGCAAAGCUUAAUAUGUUCCCAUUUCCAUCAAGUCUUUAUAGCUGAUCCACAUUUGGUGAAGUUGAUUCACUUUCAGGGUUAUCCUAGCAAACUCUUGCCAAUCACCGUCACAUCGAUUCCAUCAAUGCACAUCUGUCUUGAUUUUAUUCCGGAACUUUUAAGUCAGCCACAGUUGGAAAAGCAGGUUUUUGGAAUUGAACUGACAUCAUACUUAUGCCAGCAGUAUGCCAUUCCAAAAUCACUCAGCAUCGCCAGACUUUGUAUUAGUGUUGUUCACACAUUACUAGGAGUGAUACCAAGUGAAAGAAGGCCACAGUUGAUAUUGCCAGCACUACCAGCUAUCGUUAGGAUGUGCAAGGCUUUCCCUCCACUUUUUGAAGAUGUGGUGGCAUUGUUGCUGCAACUUGGACAUAUUUGUUACUCUCAUGCAUGUGUUAUGGACAUGUUUUCUCCAUCAGUAAUUGAUUAUUCUACAAGUGUCCCGGAUAAAGAGACGUUGAAAGAGGUCCAGAAGGUUAUUUGGAGUCUUCCAACAAACAAUGCUGUUUGUUUAGCUAUUCGGUCAGCUUACCGUGAUUUGUGUGAAGCAGCUGUAGCAGAAACAGCUGCUUACUGACUUAUUGAAUCGUGACAAGAAUACAGACUCAUGUUCUGUAAUGUUGCUAUAAAUAACGCCCGUUUAAACCAGGUUUAAGAAGUAUCUCCCAUUCUAUAUUUGAGGUUGUAUAUAUAUUGUUCAAAAGUUUUUUGGUAAAAAAAAUUAUUCGUGCCUUUUGCGAUGUAUAAUACUUGGACCAUCAUAUUUUGUAAAAAGUAAAUGUAACUUUUUUUAAUAAAACAUAGUUCACUAUUA
Limulus polyphemus (Atlantic horseshoe crab) is the source of this 3558-nucleotide messenger RNA. RefSeq names its product integrator complex subunit 2-like (gene IntS2). The record is from RefSeq and is a predicted model, not a curated record. NCBI's taxonomy places the organism in Eukaryota, Metazoa, Arthropoda, Merostomata, Xiphosura, Limulidae. Gene Ontology annotation, biological process: snRNA 3'-end processing. Gene Ontology annotation, cellular component: integrator complex.